AUGCCAAUUGCACUGCGCAGGCCCGAGCCGCCAAGCCAGGAGCUGCUGCUGCGCUGGUUCCAAGCACAAUCACGCCUUCUGGCAGAGGAACGAAAGGAAGAGCAAGCACAGUCGAAGCUUCUCCUCUCUAAAACCGCACCAAAGAUUCUCGAGAAACAUGGUCUUGCUCUGCUCGGCUUGAGCGUCGCUUCGAUACGCAUCGGCGUGGGUGCCAAGCUUUUGGUAGAGCUCGAGAGACCCUCGGCACACCAUAGUUCCCCCAACUUCCCACCUCACACUUUCCGCUCGGGAGACCUGGCAGCGAUUCUAGACAACGGCGCCGAUCCUCAGGCUACAAACGAAGCAGGGCUAGUGCAAGGUGUCGUAUACAAGGCGAAUGAUACUCGAAUCGUACUGGCGAUAAGCGAUGGGAAGAAACAAGGUGGUGCGAAGGAGCAGACUCCAGAGAGCCAGAACAAGCGCGACGUACGCACGGGUGACAGCAACAAGGUCUCUGGGAACGACCUCGACUUGCCGGAGCGUAUCAGACUCGUCAAGGUGGCAAACGAGAGCACGUACGAUCGCCUGGAGGCGACGCUCGACAAACUGGCCAAAGCACUAGGCUUGACGCUCUCCACUUCAUCCAAAUCCAAAGCAGAUACAUCUGCCGACGAGGCUGAGGCCGCACAGCCUUCGCCGUCGUCAUCAUCGUCGGCAAACGCGACAAGCCUGACCCGCGGCCUGUUCGGCUUGUCCGAGCCGACAUGGCACGAUACCGACCUUCCAUCAUCGCCUUUCAAUCAAAAUCUCAACGACACGCAGCUCAACGCCAUUCGGCAUGCGCUUUCCGCCGACCACUUCUCUCUCAUUCACGGACCUCCAGGUACUGGCAAGACGACAGCUAUCGUCGAGCUCAUCAUGCAGAUCGUCGCGUCCAACUUCGGCGCAGCUGAAGCUGGGGCUCCGGUCCGCAUACUUGUAUGUGGAGCUUCGAAUUUGGCAGUCGACAACAUCCUCGAACGGCUCGUCGGCGUACCUGAGCAUCGGGAUGUGUUCAAGAAGAAGGGCGUAGGCGUCACCCGAAUCGGCCACCCUGCUCGCGUCGUCGCCAACCUUCAAGGCUCCACUCUAGAUGCGCAGUGUACGCAAUCAGCCGAAGCACAACUGGUUCAAGAUAUCAGCAAGGAGAUCGAGUCCAUCAUGAGCGAGCUCAAGCCCACCGCUGCACCUGCUGGCAACAAGUCGACCAAAGGCAAGCCAAAGAUCCGUGGGUCCGAUCGGAAGAAACGAUGGGAAGAAGUGCGCGAGUUGCGGAAAGAGUAUAGACGACGCGACCGCCAAGUUACAAGCAGCGUGUUGGAUCGAGCACAGGUCGUGUUGGCUACGUGUCACACGGCCGGUGGAAAGCAGUUGGCUCACAGACAGUAUGAUUGGGUGAUCAUCGACGAGGCAUGUCAGGCGUUGGAGGUUGCAUGUUGGAUCCCGAUUUUGAAGGCCAGAGAGGGCGCGAGGCUGGUGCUGGCUGGUGAUCAUCUGCAGCUCCCUCCGACGGUCAAGUCGACGCUGGCUGCAUCUCGAAAGAAAAGCAGUAAACAGAAAAGUUCCGGGAAGGACACGGCGGGCGGUGUCAGAGGCAAAGACUUCGCCGAUGGUGGCCCGCAACCCGCAGCAAAGACAGACGAUGUCAAUGUUGACGAAGAUGCAGAUGCUGACGUCGAUGAUACGCAAAUCGCCGAAAAGUUCUCAGACGUCUCGCUCGAGAAAGCUCCGCCCACACGACUGCGUCUGCCACGUUCACUCGAAACAACGCUCUUCUCUCGAGCGCUCGGCAUGUACGGUCCUGGCAUCAAAUCCCUACUGUCGAUCCAGUAUCGCAUGAACAACGAGAUCAUGUCCUUCCCAAACACGGAAUUGUACGAGUCCAAGCUCUCAGCUCACCCAUCGUGCGCCGACAUCCGCCUCGCCGACCUCCCGGACCUCUCCCUUCAGUCAUCCCCAACCGAUGAGGACGAGCAAGAGCUCCUCGCUCCGGUCGUCUUUUACGAUACGUCCGGCUGCGAGUUUCACGAGACAUCGCCUUCGCCUGAAGAAGGCAUUCUUCUCGCCGACUCCAAAUCCAAUGUGCACGAGGUCGAACUGGUCGUCAAGCAUCUCGAGUCACUCUUCGUCCGAGGACUCCUCGCUUCACAGGUGACGAUCCUAACACCGUACUCUGCGCAAGUCGCACUGUUGCAUUCCACCAUCCGAUCACAUCGAUUCAGCGGCCCUCCCGCCAGCACCGGAAAGAAUCGCGCCGACGAAACCGUCAUCAAUGCAGACAAGAUCGAACUGGGCACGAUCGACUCGAUGCAGGGCAGGGAGAAGGAUGUGGUGAUCAUCAGCUUGGUGAGGAGCAACGCUGAACAGCAGGUGGGAUUCUUGGCUCAGAAGAAGAGAUUGAACGUGGCGAUGACCAGAGCCAAGAGACAAUUGGUGCUGGUGGGUGAUGCAGAGACGAUCAGCGGGGCGAAGGAUUUGCCGGAUGACUUUUUGAAGAACUACAUGGGAUGGUUGGACGAGAAUGCGGUCGUGCAUCCCGUCGUUGCUGAGCUCUAG
This is a messenger RNA of Pseudozyma hubeiensis SY62, 2574 nucleotides long. RefSeq lists its product as hypothetical. Gene Ontology annotation, molecular function: RNA binding; 5'-3' DNA helicase activity. The record is from RefSeq and is a predicted model, not a curated record. NCBI's taxonomy places the organism in Eukaryota, Fungi, Basidiomycota, Ustilaginomycetes, Ustilaginales, Ustilaginaceae. The coding region runs from base 1 to 2574 and encodes 857 amino acids. The transcript has a single exon.